CUUUCCUGGAAAGCGUCGCCCGGCUACGCGGCGAUGGCCUCCCUGUGGCGAGAGAUCCUCCUGGAGACCCUGCUGGGAUAUGUGUCUUGGUCCCUCUACCAUGACCUGGCACCAAUGAUCUACUACUUUCCUCUGCAAACGCUAAAACUCACAGGGCUUGAAGGUUUCGGUGUAGCGUUCCUUUCUCCAGUAUUACUGACUAAUGCUUCCUUCUGGAAAUUGGUUAACAAGAAAUGGAUGCUAGCUCUGUUGCGGAUAAUUACUGUGGGCAGCGUGGCCUCCUUCCAGGCUCCGAAUGCUGCCCUUCGACUGGCUGUCCUUGCCCUUGGCGUGUCUUCCUCUCUGAUAGUGCACGCCGUCACUUGGUGGUCAGGAAGCAGUUUGCAAAGCUUCUUGAAGCCAGAUAGCAACUGCAGUCGAGCCGAGGGAAGGAAGGCUGUCGAGACUGCCACGGGGACAGCUUCUAGACCCAGCUGGCUGGUGGCAGGGGCGGCCUUUGGUAGCCUUGUGUUCCUCACCCACUGGAUUUUUGGAGAGGUGUCCCUUGUGUCCAGAUGGGCCGUGAGUGGGCACCCCAGCCCCGGGCCGGACCCUAACCCCUUUGGAGGUGUCAUUCUGCUGGGCUUGGCGAGUGGAUUGAUGCUCUCAGGUUGUUCGUGGCUUCGUGGGACUAUUAAUAGUUUGGUCUGGUGGGUGACAGGAGCGGCCUCCGCUGCGGGUCUCCUUUACCUGCACAGGUGGGCGGCGGCCGUGUCCGGCUGCGUGCUGGCCAUCUUCACUGCAUCCGUGUGGCCUCAAGCGCUUGGGCAACUUAUCAGUUCGGGGACAAACCCCGGGAAGACCAUGACCACCGCCACGCUAUGUUAUCUUAUGGAAAUAUUUUUCUGUGCCUGGUGCACAGCUUUUAAGUUCGUCCCAGGAGGUGUUUAUGCUCGAGAAAGAUCUGAUGUGCUUUUGGGGACAAUCAUGCUAACUAUUGGGCUGAACAUGCUCUGUGGUCCUAGGAAAAACCUUGACUUUCUUCUUCAAACGAAAAAUAGUCCUAAAGUGCUUUUCAGGAAGAGUGAAAAAUACAUGAAACUUUUUUUGUGGCUGCUGGUUGGUGUAGGGUUGUUGGGAUUAGGACUACGGCAUAAAACCUAUGAGAGGAAAUUGGGCAAAGAGGCACCGGCCACAGUCGUCUCUGCUGCCAUCUGGCCUUUCAGGUUUGGAUAUGACAAUGAAGGAUGGUCCAAUCUAGAAAGAUCAGCCGUCCUGCUCGAGCAAACAGGUGCAGAUUUCAUAACGAUUUUGGAGAGUGAUGCUUCCAAGCCCUAUAUGGGGAACAAUGACUUAACUAUGUGGCUGGGGGAGAGGUUGGGGUUCUAUACAGACUUUGGGCCAAGCACAAGGGACCACACUUGGGGGAUCAUGGCUCUGUCCAGAUACCCGAUCGUGAGGUCGCAGCACCACCUCCUCCCGUCGCCAGAGGGCGAGAUCGCACCGGCCAUAGCGCUGACGGUCAAUGUCUCCCACCAGCUGGUGCAUUUCGUCGUGACACACUUUGGGAAUCACGAAGACGACCUUGACAGGAAACUGCAGGCAAUCGCUGUUUCGAAACUACUGAAAAAUAGCUCUAAUCCGGUGAUAUUUCUGGGCUAUAUCACGUCGGCACCUGGUUCCAGAGAUUAUCUACAGCUCACUAGACAUGGCAAUGUGAAGACAUCCUGCUGGGGCUUAUUUGAUGGGUUGGGUUAUGCAAGAAUCUCCCGCGCUCAACUGAGUGAUUCUGAAAUUCAGAUGGCCAAGUUUAGGAUCCCCGAUGACCCCGUUAAUUAUAGAGACAACCAGAGAGUGGUCAUAGACCAGCGAGAAGUUCCCGAGGAAAUCCAUUUUAAUCCCAGAUUUGGAUCCUACAAAGAAGGACACAAUUAUGAAAAUAACCAUCAUUUUCAUAUGAAUACUCCUAAAUAUUUUUUAUGAAAUAUUUAAAACAAGAAGUUAUGGGCUGAGCAAGUCUUAGGAAAAAAGCAUGUAAAAUCAAAAGAACAGAUUAAUGAAAGCUGGAAAAUACACACAAAGAACCUCAACUUUUAAGAACUUCUAAGCCGUGGGAAAUUCCAUCCAUUUGUAAAAUACGUGUCGCCUAAUAAAGCAUUUUUC
Messenger RNA from Microcebus murinus (gray mouse lemur), 2142 nucleotides. Lineage: Eukaryota; Metazoa; Chordata; Mammalia; Primates; Cheirogaleidae. The record is from RefSeq and is a predicted model, not a curated record.